UUGGAGUUGAGAUAUAGGAGCCUGAGCGGAAACCAUGAACGUCUCUCACCCCGACAUGUUUUUUUUCCCCUCCUCCACAGACCGGCUUGUUUCCCUCCAUCUCUGCCUUUCUCGCAGUGCUCGGACGUUGCGUUAAGGUCAGGAUCAGAGUCCAGAUCUUGGGGAAAUUUGAGGAAAGUCAUACGACAUAUAAACCUUUGAGGGGCAGUACAAGAAUUUAAAUAGAGACGAUAGACAAUUUUCCGCCUUUGUGCAGUUGUUUUGAAACUACAGUAAAAUGGAUCCAAUGACUCAGUCCGCCCAGAUAUCAUCGUCGCAAGGGUUUGCCGAUGGGCAAAAUUCUGCUGCCAAAGAAUCGAAGCUAUCCGAUUCCUUUCUUUCCUCUUCGCCUGUAUCUCUCAUUCAGUCUCCUCAAGACAAAAGAGUCGUUAUGGGCUCCGACAAGCCCUGCGAAGGUAUAGCAACAUCCCUUCGCUUUCCUUCUCAACCUGGCUCAUUCACACCUGGUCAUUAUGGGAGUGAAGCAGGGCCGCCAGAUGGACAACCAGCUUCACCGAUAAAGACAUCUCCUGUUUCGGAGCGAAUAAAGGCACUGGAAGCUCUUGCUGCCAAAAAGAAGGAACCUGAUUUUAGAAGUGAUGGAGGUUUCUCUCACUUCAGAGACCGCCACAAUGAAAAAUCUCCCACUGAGACUCAAAAAUCUCCCACAGAGAAAAUUGUGCCAGCUUUCCAGAAAAAAGGUUCUGCUGAUAAAGAGUCACCGGAAUCCCCUUUUGAAGAUCUUGGAGAUUUAAGACAAGUGAAUGAAUUUGAGGAAACAGAAGAGUGGAUGAAGGCUCAUUUACCUCCUGUGCCAGACUUUGAUACUGCAGAUUUAAGUAAAGGCACCCUGACUUCAGACACUGUUACAUCAAAGGAGGAGACGGAGACUGAUAUAGUUAUACCUGAUGUUCCCACUGCCUUUGCUGGUUUCCCUGAUGCUUUCAUGGAUUCUCCUAAUGAAACUUCAGAACGAAAGGAUGAGUUCAAUGAUUCACAGAAGCAGCCAAGUGUUGAGGACGAGUCUGAGUUUGACCUUCGCUUUUUGCCAACAGCUUACAUGUGGGAGCAGGAAAAAUCAGGUAUCCAAGCUGGAGCAAAUCUCGAUUCAGAGCUUUCAAAGCCUGCACCUCCUGCAGGCUUUGGCUCGCCAUCUCCUCCUGUCUCCCCACCAACUGACAUGAAUUCUGAACAGAAUGUUUUGAUUGAAAAGAAGACAACUUGGACUGGAGAUCUUGAGCCCCCAGAGGCAAGUGAAGCAGAAAGCUCAGGAGAGUCAGAUGACACUGUCAUUGAGGACGGUAUAACUGUUUCUGAAUCUCUUCCCCUUGCAUCCUCUGACCCAGCUUUUUCGAAUGAUCCUACUGCUACCCCUGCAUCCGCAACUCCUGAUCUUCCCUCUGAGGAAAAGGAGACCCCUCCACCGAAGUAUGAGAGGAAGCUAAUGCAGGUUCCAACAAUCAAUGUUAUUGAGACAGAUGAGCCAAAUUACAGUGAAGAGGAAAUGGAAAUGGAGCUUGAAGCAGAAGAAGAUGAGGAUUAUCAGGUUGUAACAGACUCAGCCAGAGAGGCUCCAAAAACCCCAGAACCAGAGCUAGAGGACAGUAAAAAUGAACCCCCCAAGACUCGCCCCUUAGAAACUGAAUUCAUCGAAGGCUACUCUCCUCCAUCCUCGCCUGUCGACUCUGAUGUUGAAUACACUCCCAAACACAGGAUAUUCAAAUCUCUUCCAGAAACAGUCCACCAGGAAUCUACAUCCAAGCCCAAUGCCCUACCCAAUCCAACGGAUUCAAAGGACUCAGUAUCUGACUUUUCCCAAACACAAUGCGAAAACUCACAGACCACUUUCAAUAAAGUAAAAGAUGAACCCUCUCCUCCUAUAGUCACAAAAGAAGAAGUUGACUUCCCAGACAAUGAUGACGAAUGGUCAGAUGAAGCACAAGCUAUCCUGGUCAAACCUUGCAGGACUGAUCUUGCGUCCAAGGAACCAGCUCCCUACACCCAAUCCAGAAUGGAUGAAAAGAGCAACACAGCUGUAAGAGAGACUUUAAUGGAGACAGCUUCUCUUUCUAAAACUAGCUUUAUGCAAGAUGAUAUUUUUGACAUACAGUCCUUUGAUUAUGAUUAUGAUGCAUCCUCUCCCCUGGAUGACAUUGAUGACAAAGGGCGAAACAACACUAAGCAGUUUCAUUCCGAUCCUUCUGAAAUCCACAUGGAAACACUGAAUACAAGUAUUGCACAAAAUGACAGUCAGGACACUCAAAAUCUGGACGACCUCACUUCACUGAAUGAUGGUGAGACACUAAGCAGCAACAGUGAGCAAGAUUUCAAUAAGAAAAUGACCACUGACAUUGUUUUAGAUAUCAUGGAAAAUGGAAAGUCCACCCCAACAUUGAAUAUGGACUCAAAGAUCCAGGAGGACACCAAAGCAGGUCACCAUGCACCAGACGCAACAAGUAACCCAGACAGCAUUGACCCUGACAGGUCCGUUUCUGAGCCUACGGAUAGCUUUGUGGAGUUCAUGCGAGAGUGCCUGAAAUCUAGGCAGGAUGAAGAACCCGACAACGUACACCAAAGUGUUCCCUCCAAGACAGACUUCUACAAAACUGGUUCGUCUACCUCCCAGUCCCCUCCAACAAUGGUGAUGGAUCUUGAACAAGAACAGCUUACUAUCAGUGCUCUCAAAGAGCUGGGCAGCAGUCAAGAGGAGGAGGAGGAGGAGGAAGUGGUGUCUCUCCAGUUGAAGGUUCCUGACCAGGACAAAGCUAACCCCAGUGCUACAUCUAUACAGAAGUCUUCCUUUACCUCAGUUCCUAACCCUCCAUGUUCCCAAAGUGACCAUGCUUUUGACAGCACGUAUUCCAAAGAGGUGGAAGCCAUUGACGAAUGGGUAGCUGAAGCCUAUCAUCUUGCUGAGCAUGUCUUGACAGCAAUACUAACCCACUUAUCAGUUAAGGAUCUGAUCCACUGGCGAGACCCCAAGAAGUCGGGCUUGGUGUUUGGUCUGUCCAUGCUGCUGCUGCUGUCGCUGGCAGCCUUCAGCGUCAUCAGCGUGGUCUCCUACCUGCUGCUGGCCCUGCUCUGUGUCACCAUCACCUUCCGCAUCUACAAGUCUGUUGUCCAGGCCGUGCAGAAGUCUAAUGAUGGACACCCCUUCAAAAUGCUGAUAGAUAAGGAUGUCAGCAUCCCCCCAGAGACUUUCCGCAAGCACGUGGACGCCAGUCUGACCUACAUCAACCGAGCCCUAAAGCAGAUGAGCCGCCUCUUUCUGGUCGAGGACCUCGUGGACUCCCUAAAACUGGCUGUGGUCAUGUGGCUUUUGACCUACGUAGGAGCUGUCUUCAAUGGAAUCACCAUUCUCAUCCUGGCUGACAUCCUGCUCUUUGCUUUGCCUCCAGUCUACGAGAAGAACAAGACCCAGAUUGAUCAAUACGUCGACCUGGCACGUACUCAAGUCAACACCACAAUCGCCAAGUUGCAAGAGAAACUUCCUGGAGCUAUGAAGCGCAGCAAAACUGAAUGAUCAACCCCCUCCAUUAGAAACCUCCACAUCACCAUCACCCUCAUCUCCAUCACCAUCUUAAACCCUGUUACCUUCCCCUACCCCUCUCCAGUCAACCCCAGCCUUCAGUCUAACUGCCUCUCCCUAGUCCAGCUACCAUCACCACCCUACUACACUGAACCUUGCUAGGUAGAAAAUCUCUGAGCUACUCGAUAUUCAAUGUAAAACUACUGCGCAGCUUAACUUGCAAGCAUUAGAAAAGAACUGUGCCUGUGCAGACAGGAAGCGCAUCGCUAGCGAGGAAGUGAUGUAACGCCGCAGCGGACCCUGCCUGUCUGUGUGCGUGCCACAGGGGAUGGAGGCAGGGUCGAGUGAACUAGACUGAAUCUAUGACCUGGUUUCGUCGUGUACAGCGAGCGGGGGUGGAUGAUGACUGUUCAUGUCACCAAAAAGCAAAUGUCUGUACUUCAAACCACACAUUUCCCUGAACGUAAAUGGAUCAUUUAAGCUGGAAACAUUAAAGAAGAACAGAAAUUUAAAAAAAAAAAAAAAAAAAAAAAAAGGAAUAAAACCAAUCGUUUGGGACUUAUUGUGGAUAGUCUUAUCCUGCUCUUUUGCUCUACAGUUGUUGUAUGGAUACAUAUGAGUUCAUUUUUAGAAGCUGGUAAUGGGUUUGCUGUUAUUGAUUGGCCUGUUAUUGAGUUUGUUUCCAUUCACCGUACAGGCACUUCUGUAUGUAAAUUUCUACAAUGCACUGAACUUUUAUUUUAUAAGCCCAUGAGCAGGUUGAAAUAAAAGGAUUGGAACACUGA
Xiphias gladius (swordfish) is the source of this 4353-nucleotide messenger RNA. It is a transcript of the gene rtn3, whose product is annotated as reticulon 3. NCBI's taxonomy places the organism in Eukaryota, Metazoa, Chordata, Actinopteri, Istiophoriformes, Xiphiidae. The coding region runs from base 278 to 3562 and encodes 1094 amino acids. Gene Ontology annotation, biological process: endoplasmic reticulum tubular network formation; neuron differentiation; brain development. The record is from RefSeq and is a predicted model, not a curated record. The transcript has 9 exons. Gene Ontology annotation, cellular component: postsynaptic density; neuron projection.